UUUUGUCAUUUUCUUGCUUGAGCGACGUUCCUUAAAGCCAACAGAAGAACAGGAACAAUCGACAAUCUCUCCGAAGGAGGGCUCUCCUGGCUUCAAAAAAGUCCUUUUGAUUCCCUCAUAGUUCUCUGCGAAGGGGAACUGUUUUUUCUCCUCACAACUCUUGAGUUUGUAGCCUAAGUAAUUUCGCUGCAGCGGCGACUUCACAGUUCGUAUGAAGAGGAGGGCAGUCCUAGUCCUUCCCCUCAAAGCACACUUCUAGUGGAAAACACAUUUCAGCAGCUCAGAAAAUGACACGGGGAAGAGGGAACGCGUUUUAUGUGAAGAAAAGUGCAAAGAUUAUCGGAAAGUCCCCUCGGGUUGACGGGUUCAAACAUCUGUGAAGCGUGUUCGAAAUUCGAAGCUUUGGAACAAACAGAACAACUUGUAACGGACUUAAAACGUAGGACGCACGAAACCGGCGGCAGAUCGAAAUAAAGCGGGACUUGGCGAAAACUUAUGAAGAGUGGCUUGGCGUUCGGGACCUCGCGGACCGGCUGUGUGUUUUGGAGCAACUUGAGGAGCUUCUUCAAUCCAGUGACCCUAGCGAUUGUCAGCACCAUGAGCAGCCAGUAGUGACACACGACAGCAUCUACAGCAGCCACACAGAUGUUUCGGAAAAAAGCCUCAUCCUCCUUGAGAAUGCGAGGAAUAUCAGAAAGCAAUAGACGGAGUGUGGACCGUGCCCGAAGCUCCUCCUUCCAUGAGGUAGGCAGGUCACGGGAGCUGGAAAUGAGGGCUGCAACCUCAGUUUCCGAGGACACAUCGGCUAGCAGCAGUAGCGGUAGCGGGCAUACGGUUCUGCAACGGCUCUUACAGGAGCAAAUGCGCUAUGGCGAGGGUCGAAAUUAUCUUGCCCUGCAGCAACAACAACAACAGCAGCAGCAACAACAGCAACAAGGUCCAGUAAGUGGAUACCCGGGCCCUGGCAGCCCAGGGGACGAGCACUCGAUGGUCCCUCACAUUGCGAGGCAGGAGCCUCAGGGCCAGGAGCUGCAGGCCGACAGCGGCAUGGAGAAGCUUAGCGCACGCACCGGAGGAGGAGGCGGUGGCAGUGGAGGCACGGGGUCAGGUGGCGGAAGCUGCGUUAGCGGACAAGGGCAGAAUCCCGAAGACUUGCCCACCUAUGACCAAGCCAAGGUGCAGUCGCAGUAUUUCCGUGGCCAUCAGCCCCAGCAGCCUCAACCACAGAUGCCCCAGUCAGUAGGUGCUGCAUUUUAUGUGACCGGUGUCAGCAACCCUAAAGUGCGACCCCCGGAGGGCAGGCCCACGUUGCAAAGAGUGAACGGAGGCAAAGUGCACCAAGACGACGGGCUAAAGGAUCUUAAACAAGGCCAUGUACGUUCGCUCAGUGAAAGACUGAUGCAGCUCUCGCUGGCCACCAGUGGGGUCAAGGCCCAUGCGCCUGUUACUAGUUCACCACUUUCCCCCCAGCUGCCUCCACCUGGACUUCCUGGAGACUACUAUAAACCCACUGGGCCCCCACACAGAGGCCCACCACCAGACUAUCCUUUUAAAGGAAUGCCCUCUCCACCCAAACAGCAGCAGCACCAUCAGCCUCAGCACCAGGAGCCUGGACACUUCUACCCAGACCACCGUGGCACAAGUCAGCCAUCCAGGGCUGACAUUCCUCAUGUCCGGUACCAGCCACCACCUGAAUACGGCUCUUUCCGGUCAAAUAAGGAGAGUUCAAGUCACUCUCAAAGGUCUGUCCAUCACCACAGCCCUUCAUCUUCUGUUACGUCAGGGGGCUCUCUUUCCCGUGCCCAGUCUUCCACUCUCAGCAGCAUCUUGGCCUCUUCCCAUCCUCCUCCACCUAUGGGUCACCAGGGAGAGCCCCAGUUCCCCACUGGUGCUCGUAGCCCACAGGGGCAUGGUUCCCACCAAGGUGAUCCAUAUGGCCCAGGUCACCCUCCCCAUCAGCGGAGCCACGCAUUUCCUCAUGAUCCUUAUGGGUCAGCUCCCAGGGGCCUCCACAUGCACCAGCACCAGUACCACCAACAGGGCCCUCAGCAGCAGCAACAGAAUCCAGGACAACACUACCCACAUCCACACUCCAUGCAGGGGGAUCCUUACGCCAUGCUGGCCCGUGCCCAACAGAUGGUGGACAUGAUGUCCGAAGAGAACCGCUUGCUUAAGCAAGAGCUGGAAGUGUGUGGGGAGAAGGUGUCAAAACUGCAAAAGCUUGAGACUGAGAUCCAGAUGGUGUCUGAAGCCUAUGAGAACCUGGCCAAAUCAUCCUCAAAGAGGGAAGCUCUCGAGAAGACCAUGAGAAAUAAGCUGGAGAUGGAGGUGCGCAGGAUGCAUGACUUCAACAGGGAUCUAAGAGACCGAAUGGAAACGGCCAACAAGCAGCUCGCCGCAAAAGAGUGCGAGGGCACCGAGGACAAUCGCAAAACCAUCUCACAGCUUCUGGUUCAGAUUAAAGAGAUUCAGAUAGAGAAGGAGAAGCAGGACAUGGAGUUGAAUUCUCUUCGCUCCACCAACGAGGACCAGCGCAGACAUAUAGAGAUCCGUGACCAGGCCUUGAAUAACGCCCAAGCCAAAGUGGUCAAACUGGAAGAGGAGCUGAAGAAAAAGCAGGUAUAUGUGGAGAAGGUGGAGCGGAUGCAGCAGGCUCUAGCACAGCUUCAGGCCGCUUGUGAGAAGAGAGAACAGCUUGAGCAUCGGCUGCGCACUCGACUGGAGAGAGAGCUCGAAUCGCUGCGAAUGCAACAGAGGCAGGGUGGUUCUCAAAACACAGUUGGUACUGAGUUCAGCACAGCAGCUCUGAUGGAGCACCUGAGGGAAAAAGAAGAGAGGAUUUUGGCCCUGGAGGCCGACAUGACCAAAUGGGAACAGAAGUACCUGGAGGAGAGCGUCAUGAGACAGUUCGCGCUGGACGCCGCUGCUUCUGUGGCCACACAGAGAGACACAUCCUCUACCAUCAUCAGCCACUCCCCCAGCAGCAGCUACGACACUUCAGUGGAGGCACGUAUCCAGAAAGAAGAGGAGGAGAUCCUCAUGGCUAACCGCCGCUGUCUGGACAUGGAGAGCAGGAUCAAGAACCUGCACGCUCAGAUCAUAGAAAAGGACGCCAUGAUAAAGGUACUGCAUCAGCGCUCGCGGAAAGAGCCGGCUAGCAAAUUAGACGCCCCUGCCAUGAGGCCCUCCAAGUCCCUCAUGUCCAUAGCCACGGGCACCGGCAGCUCCAGCGGCUCCGGGCUGCUGUCACACUCUCUGGGCCUCAGCGGAAGCAGCCCUAUCACGGAGGAGCGCAGGGAAGACCGCAGCUGGAAGGGCAGUCUGGGUGUUCUGUUGGGCCCAGAGUUCAGAGGUGACUCUCUUAGGACGGAGUCCAUCUCCUCUUCUCCAUCUCCAGUCCUGCCCUCCACCCCCAUGCCAGCCGCCACACACUCAAAGACCGGCAGCAGAGACAGCUGCACUCAGACAGAAAAGGGUCAGGAGGCCAGCAAGCCGAGCACACCCGCCCUGCAGAGCGUACCUGGACCAAGCCGGAUCAGCAGCCCGAGCCCAGUCUACAUACCUGACCGCAUCGCCGAUGUGCCAGUGUUUCACAGCAGUACAUUAGAGAGGAGAGCACCGGUGCAGUCGCUCCCCCAGCAGAGCCUGCCACCGCCGCCACUCCCAGCGCAGGACGUGGACAACGAGAUGGUGGAAAUUCUCAUCUGAUCACACAAAUUAUUAAAGAUUCAACUCAGCAGGUGAAGGAAUCUGUGCACUUCGCUCCGUUACAUGUUCAGAUCAAGAUUUUUGGUAUGUUUAGGAAUGCACUCUUUACACAAAUCUGCGAACAACAUACAACGUCAUUUACAAUCAACACUUUUUGUACAGUAUUGUCUGGUGGUGUUUUUCCCUCCAGACCCUUGGACCAAA
This is a messenger RNA of Labeo rohita (rohu), 3912 nucleotides long. It is a transcript of the gene amot, whose product is annotated as angiomotin. The record is from RefSeq and is a predicted model, not a curated record. Gene Ontology annotation, biological process: actin cytoskeleton organization; establishment of cell polarity involved in ameboidal cell migration; hippo signaling. Bases 646 to 3708 code for a protein of 1020 amino acids. NCBI's taxonomy places the organism in Eukaryota, Metazoa, Chordata, Actinopteri, Cypriniformes, Cyprinidae. The transcript is spliced from 13 exons. Gene Ontology annotation, cellular component: lamellipodium; plasma membrane; cytoplasmic vesicle. Gene Ontology annotation, molecular function: signaling receptor activity; protein binding.